Messenger RNA from Alternaria incomplexa, 1764 nucleotides. RefSeq lists its product as uncharacterized. The record is from RefSeq and is a predicted model, not a curated record. Bases 1 to 1764 code for a protein of 587 amino acids. NCBI's taxonomy places the organism in Eukaryota, Fungi, Ascomycota, Dothideomycetes, Pleosporales, Pleosporaceae. The transcript has a single exon.
AUGGAGCAGACUCCAAGCAAACCUGCUUCUACCGUCCGUCCAUGGAUGAAGCCUGAUAGUGUCUCUGGGGUCUUGAGGAACAGUUACGAAUAUAUCUAUGGCAAACUCAAGUUAGUGAACGGCCGGGUGGACGGCAUGGAAGCGCAAAUGACGCAUCUCAAACAGCUUGUCGAAGACGUUAAGAUCAAGUCCGAAGCAGAUAACCAAGCACUGCAAAGCGAUAUUGAUGCUCAGAAGGCGCAGAAUCAGCAGCUGCGAAACGAACUGGAUGCUGAGAGGGAUCGAAACCAGCGACUAGAGACUACGAUUAAGAAUUCACAACAGUCAAUCACCCGGACCGGUCAACAGUUGAAUGAUCUCUCCAACCGGUUUCAUGCCCACGAGACUAUCACUACUGCGAAGUUGCAAAGGACAUUUCGAAUCGUGCCAGAUCUCACGCAACGGAUUGAGUCGCUGGAACGGUCUGGCAAUACCUACAGUCAGGGUAUCGUCGAACUGAGAAAGGACCUAGUAGAUCGCUUCGAGACAGCAGUGGUUCAUACCCAAGAAGGCUUGCGUCACAACCAAACCGCCUAUAUCAAUGGUCUAGGACUCCUCAGAAAUGAGACGGCGGAAAAGCUCGCUACUCUGACAGACCACCUCUCCACCGCUGUUGAUACCGUGCAAGCACAAUCCCGCGAACAUACGGAAGCGUUCCAAAAGACGGCUCUGGUUCUGGACCGUAACUCCCAACGUAUCGAAGAGCUCGGAAAUGCGAUGGUAGAACCACAGUUCCUGGAAGGCAUGAAACACCGCGUCGAAGAGCUUGAGAAUGCUGUGGAAUCACAUGAUGCGGCACUGCAAGCUUCUCAGGCCUUAACGAUCCGACUCGAGUCCCUAGAUGCCCGACUGGGUGUGUCGGAAGUCGCCCUCUACUCUAUACAAACGCCGACAUUGACCCCUCCGACUGCCACAACAGCUACCGCGGCUCUCGACGAUCUUCGGAACAAGGUUGACGCAACCUACUUACAGAUGAAGAAUGAACUUGCCUCAUUGGUGAAUUGCAAAGAGCGACUUGUCGCAUUGGAAAAGCCCCGCGGUACCGCUGCAUCUCGCAAACUUGACAAUAGGAUCUGCGUAUUGGAAGAGAACUACACCAAGAUCCGCAACGACCAUCCAGAAAUGACCACCAAGUGUGUUACCCACGAGCAGUUUGCUGCAGCAAGGGAAUCCCUUGCUGCCUCCCUCAACACGAUGAUUCGAAACCACCGGGACGAGGUGAAGCAGUUGAUCCAAGGCCCAGAAGUGGCACAGCCUGCCCGAGCACCGGCACCACAGUCGGCGUAUACAUCACCACCGGGAACGAAUCUGACACACCCUGGACCGACGCGUGAUACCUGGCCACCAAAUACACCAUCCACUCCGGUGGCGUUCCAACAGGCUAUAAUACAUAUGCAGCACGCACUGGCACUUGCAGGGAAUGCUGUGUCUGAAGUUAGGCAAGGAACUCAGCCAGUCGCCGAUACCAUUGAUCUCACUGGACCUGGACAACCCACGUUCUUUCGACAGAUGCCUAAGAAUCGACAACGAACUGAGCGAUCGGAGCAGCAGGAGGCUCAGCAAUUAACGCAACAGCAAACGCAACAACAAGCUCAACAACAGGCCCAGCAGCAGGCACAGCGACCGGCACAACAACAACAUCUGAAUCAACAUCCUCCAUCAAUUGCCAUGGGCGUCAUGCAGCAAAGGCCAGAACCGGGAAUGCAAAUGGAAUGGUCAUCCUAA